Molecule: messenger RNA, 919 nt
Organism: Panicum virgatum (switchgrass)
Lineage: Eukaryota; Viridiplantae; Streptophyta; Magnoliopsida; Poales; Poaceae
Exons: 3
Coding region: 145-555 (136 amino acids)
Source: RefSeq, a predicted model, not a curated record
GAACAGGCACAGCAGCUAGAAACAAGGCACGAGGCCGAGUACUAGACGAAGACGAGGCCACCAGGUUGAGGAAGCAAGCAACCUCUCAACCCUAGCCGGUGCUCCCUUCUCCAGAUUCUUCCGUCAAUCAGGCGUGCCGGUGCCAUGGAGCGUGUCUCUUCCUCCAGUACUCCUCGGCGGGAUCUGGGCCCCUGCGAUUCGCCGGCGCCGGACUCUCCGCCUCCCACCUCUCAGGUUGGAUCGAGCAAUGGAGCCAAAACAGUUGCUAGGAAGACAAAGGAGGUUGAACAUCUGUUGACAAAUUUAGAAAAAGAGGGAGCAGUCAUAGAUGGCAAGAUAGCUACUAUUAUUGAUGAUGAGAUAGCUAGAAUUAAAGCUGAAGCCAUGAGGGAGGCCAUCAAUGAGUCAAAAAGAAACGAGAAGAUGGAAUCUGCUGCAAGUGGUUUUCGCCUUGCACUGCUCACUGCUGCAUCCUGUGCUGUUGGUUUUGUCAUCGGAGUGGAAUGGUUUGCAAAUGCUUUACGUAAGGAAUUUGCCAAGAAAAGAUUUGCUUAGUUAAAUUGCCUAGUGCUAGUGGGUGCACUCUGUUUAUGGUAUGUAAAACCAAGUAGGUAAUCUUCGUAAAAGAUUGUUGGCUAAUGGUAUGCAAAACCUAUCUAUGGUGUCUAAUAAGUUUCAUGCUCUACUGUGGCUUUUGGCAUGUAUAAUGUAACUUUUAUUUGGUGACACCAUGUCGCUGUUGUAUGCUGCAUGGAGAAGUUGCUCAGUUAAGUACUGUAGGUUAAUCUGUUUAGUAAUUGGAGCAGGUGUAUGGUGAAUAUCUAUGGAUGCUCCAUUGUGAUAAAUUAUGGAAUAAUCCAUGAUAUGACACUUAAUCCAAAUUUAGGAUUUGUUGCAUAAAUUGUUUGCAGAACUCAUA